AUGGCUGCUUAUUACUGCUGCAUCUGGAGCCUGGAAGGGCCAGCAACAGUCAUCUCUGCACUCCUUGGAUUCAGCUCCAUCAUCAUGUACUUCCACCCUGCCGACACCACGCCCAAAAGGAAACUCAUCAUUACAGGAAACAUCAACACUGAGAUUGCGUCAGCUUCAGUGCUCACAUCUCAUCAGGACCCUCAAUACCAGCUUCUGCUGCUGAAAAAGAAGCCCUUUUUCCCCCUAUCUGCUCAUGUGCAUCAGACCAUUGUCAUCAUGGGACAACGAUUUUUCUUUCGAAUACCCAGUCGGAGUAUCAACACCCACUUAAGGAAGGGUCUCACCGAGUUGCAGGGUUUAGCUGCUCGUUUGCAACGGUGGCUAGACUUCCCUUCCGGGAUUGCACGGGGAGGCGGACUGCGGGCCUGCUCCAAGAUUGGGGCCUCGCUGCUAGGUUGCUAUGGUAACAGAGUCUUUCUGCCGGCUGGCUCUGGAGGAGGGAUCUUGUUGCUGGCCUGCCCCAGAGGAGGAGCCUUGCUACUGGGUUGCUAUGGAAACAGAGUCUUUCUUCUGGCAGGCAUAGGAAGGAAUCUUGUUGUCGAUCUGCUCCGGGAACUAGGCCCUGCUGCUGGGUUGCUAUGGAAACAGGGCCUUUCUGUUGGAGGGCUCCAGGGCUGCGGUCUCGGUCUCGCUGCUGGCAGAUCCCAGGGGCAGGGUCUCACCGUUGACUCUCCUCUGGGUCAGCAGUGGGGUCAGGCCUGGCCCGUGGCCUGUGCUGGGGGCGGAUCUGCUGGGGCAGGGCCUUGCAGUGCUGCAGAGAUCGCUGGCUUGCCUAGGGGGCCGCUGGUUUGCAGGAGGGCAGGGCCUUGCUGGUGGAUUGCCCCAGGCUGGGAGCCCUGCUGCAGGCCCCUGCUCCGAGGCUGCUGCUGCUGCUGCUCUUGGACCUCUCUCCCCUCCCACCCCAGUGAGACAGACCUUUCCUGCCGUGCUGGAAGUAGGAGCGUCGGUAGCAGACUGACUGAUUACCAAUGGAAGUUGUCAGUGUUGGGCACAGGCUUUGUUGUUGCUGUUGGGCAGCUUGGUGACAGUGGAUAG
This is a messenger RNA of Vombatus ursinus (common wombat), 1086 nucleotides long. RefSeq lists its product as uncharacterized. The record is from RefSeq and is a predicted model, not a curated record. Lineage: Eukaryota; Metazoa; Chordata; Mammalia; Diprotodontia; Vombatidae. The coding region runs from base 1 to 1086 and encodes 361 amino acids. The transcript is spliced from 8 exons.